UAGAGCAAUUCCAUCCCUCUGCCUUGUGCAAUAAACCAAGGAUUUCUUGUUCUGCAUCAUCUUCUCCUCUUCUUCUUAUUUACCUCAAGCUUAGAAGUUGCAAAAAUGGCUUCCAAGAGAAUAUUGAAGGAGCUUAAAGACUUGCAGAGAGACCCACCAACUUCUUGCAGUGCAGGUCCUGUGGCAGAGGAUAUGUUCCAUUGGCAAGCAACCAUUAUCGGUCCAAGUGAUAGCCCCUAUUCUGGUGGUGUUUUUCUUGCUACCAUUCAUUUUCCUCCUGAUUAUCCUUUCAAACCUCCUAAGGUUGCUUUUAGGACAAAGGUGUUUCAUCCUAACAUAAACAGUAAUGGCAACAUAUGCUUGGAUAUUCUCAAGGAACAUUGGAGUCCUGCCCUCACAAUUUCAAAGGUUUUGCUCUCAGUAUGCUCCUUAUUAACUGACCCAAACCCAGACGAUCCAUUGGUUCCUGAGAUUGCUCAUAUGUGCAAGACUGACAAAGUCAAAUAUGAAUCCACCGCUAGGAGCUGGACCCAGAAAUAUGCCAUGGGUUAAAAUUUUUUUACAAAAAAACCUCAAUCUUUAAAAAAUUAAAACACAACCAAAUCCAAUUUUUCUAUAACUUUGUAUUGAUCGACUCCUUUAUCCUUUUCUUCUUUCUUCAUUUAGAAAAUGUAUUGAAUGGCCUAAAACUUGGGCACUGUUGGCAUCAUAUUUAAAACAAUACAUUUGCUUGGAAUAAUAAUGAUAUUAAUUAUAUAACAA
Molecule: messenger RNA, 762 nt
Organism: Benincasa hispida (wax gourd)
Lineage: Eukaryota; Viridiplantae; Streptophyta; Magnoliopsida; Cucurbitales; Cucurbitaceae
Product: ubiquitin-conjugating enzyme E2 28-like
Source: RefSeq, a predicted model, not a curated record